ACCUAGGCUGAGAGUGGAGCACCUUAGGGCACGCGGGAUGCGUUUGGAAGCCGAGGGGCCCAGAAGCACCGGAGUCGAUGUUGGCUUUUUGUGUCCUCCGAGUUCCAGAGCAUUACCCGCUGCCCUACGAGGCCAAGCAUGCUGCCAAAGGUCAAAGCAAGUUUGUUCAUCCAAAAGGGACUAUUGUACUUUUGAGCGGAAAGACUCCCCGGGCUCUGCUGCCUUCCAGGCAUUCUUCCAGGAGCUUUCUCCCCCUGCAGGCCUGGGCUUUAAAUGCAGCUUGUUUUUAACCGUGGGAUGCUGCUUUAUUCUUGGCGUUGGCGCCAAGAGCGGCAUUCAAGCCCUACCAAUUAAUUAUGGCCUUCUCGAGAAGAGGGGCUGUCCCUUAGGUCUAAAGUUGGUGCUCCUGGCUUUACUGGCAGGAUGUGCUUUUGAAGUCUUCCGCGUGCCUACUCAGCCAGCAUGCUACUAUGUACAAGCACGAGCAUGCCAGGAAGCCCAGCUUUGGUUUUGGCUUGGCAAAUAACUUACCUGGAUCCACAGAGACAUCACCAUCGUUUCCUGCGCCUAAUUUCCUUCAAAACUUACCAAACUGUACACUCGAAAUAUGUGUAAUUUACAUGUCAACAAAACUUGCUUCAAAAAGCACACUCCCAGGAUUCAAUAAUCAGUGUCAGCU
This is a messenger RNA of Mastomys coucha (southern multimammate mouse), 679 nucleotides long. RefSeq lists its product as uncharacterized. The record is from RefSeq and is a predicted model, not a curated record. Bases 38 to 526 code for a protein of 162 amino acids. NCBI's taxonomy places the organism in Eukaryota, Metazoa, Chordata, Mammalia, Rodentia, Muridae. The transcript has a single exon.